Panicum virgatum (switchgrass) is the source of this 737-nucleotide messenger RNA. Its product is annotated as protein MAIN-LIKE 1-like. NCBI's taxonomy places the organism in Eukaryota, Viridiplantae, Streptophyta, Magnoliopsida, Poales, Poaceae. The transcript is spliced from 4 exons. The record is from RefSeq and is a predicted model, not a curated record. Bases 111 to 737 code for a protein of 208 amino acids.
AUAAGCACAAUGCAAUUCUUACAGGAUGUCCGAUUCUGCUACAGCUUUGGUCGUACAAGAGGAUAGCAAUUGGUCGUCCGAUUAUCGACCACUCACCGUAUGAGCCGGAUAUGUACGGUGACACCGAGGAUGAUAGGCCCACCAUAGGGACUCUCUGGUACGCUCGUCAGAAGAGUUGGGCCCACGUACAGUCUCGGCGGUCCUAUCCUGAGUUUGUAGCUGAGUUUGAUCGGUUGACACCUGAAAACGUUGUGUGGGAGCCCUACUCCCAGUUGGCUAUAAACACUCGUGCACCGUUCGGGAUAUCUUCGGUUUGCUCUCAGGACCAGGGCCUUUGGAUGUCAACUACAGCGUUGGUGUACGACAUUUACAUUGAGGCCCACUGCCCGGACAGAGUCAGGAGGCAGUUCGGUCAAAGGCAGUUGUAUCCUGUGCUGUCAGCAUUGGAUCGGGUCCAACGUCAUGACCAUAGUUUGUCGAGGGCUGGUCAACCCUUCUCGAACAUGUGGGUGACAAGGGUGCAGCCUUGGGUCGAUGGCUGGGACCAGGCAGAGGAGAACGUGGCGCUUCCGACCCCUGCAUACACAGAGGCUUCGUACAGGGCGUACCUGAGCUGGUACCAGCCUAAGACUCGUUGCCGCUUGCUAUAUGCUGAUAUGCAUCCACAACCGCAUGUUGCGACCCCACAUGAUGGCUAUGCGCGACAUAGAGAUGAUGCACUAGCUGGGGCGGAAUGA